Messenger RNA from Caenorhabditis elegans, 783 nucleotides. RefSeq names its product Ion_trans_2 domain-containing protein (gene C17H12.10). Bases 76 to 753 code for a protein of 225 amino acids. The transcript has 5 exons. NCBI's taxonomy places the organism in Eukaryota, Metazoa, Nematoda, Chromadorea, Rhabditida, Rhabditidae. The record is from RefSeq and is marked reviewed.
GUGCCCACGCCACUUUUAGCUUCUUCUCCAUCUUCGUUGUUUUGUUGACACUCAAAACGUCUUCCUUUGUUUAAAAUGAAGCCGUCAACUAGUAAUCAGGCUGUACGAUCUCCACUUAUCACAACAUCACCCAAAAAAGAUGUCAAGGGACCCUCAGGAACACAGAGUGCUCCUGUGGGAGGAGCAACACCAAAAUCUUUUCUUGGGAAUUGGCAGGAGGAAACGGACCAUUCUCAAGGCAGUGCAGAUUUCGCAAAACUCAUUCACAAAAGUUAUCUCUCUGAUAAAGAAAAGAUUCUGGUGGAUGCUCUUACGGAGUAUAAACGUGUCGGGUAUAAAAGAACUCUUUUCAAAAUAUUUCUCAUGAUCUGCGUUUGCAUAUUUUUACUGGUUUUCACAGUGGUCUCAAUUGGAUGUUGGUCUGAACACUUGGAACUUAUCGAGCAUUUAGGAGUAUAUGAUGAACGAUAUGUUAGGACACGAAAGAGAAAUCAAAGUGAAUUGAUUCUUGAUUGCCCAAUGAUGGGGUUCAUAGGAAGCUUAUAUUCGCCACAAAGUUCAACUGUCGAUUUGUUUGGCAAAAUUAUUUCGAUUAUUUCGAUUAGGAAAUUGAUUCAGCUCAUAAUCCGUCUUAUUCGAAGUAUUCGUCUGAAAACAACAACAGAGGCAGAAGCUCGAAAGCAUGUCGAUGAAACUCAAAAAGAUCUGAACGGUCUCGCCGAGUCGAUAAUUGAAACUUUGUGUGAAGUCUAGGUCGAAUGAGCAAUGAACAUUUACAUUUUG